UGUGUAUCUGUGUCUGUGCGCGGUUUUGAGUGUGUGUCUCUGUCUGUGUGUGAGGUCUGGUGAUCUGGCUUCAGUUGAAGUUAGUUUGCUCUUCUCUCUGUUCCUGUUUGGAUGGUUAUUUCGACGCAAAAUGAACUUCGGCAUUUCGGAAAACUUUAAAUCUUAAUGAGUUCCGAGGACAACGAUUAAUCGCACAAAUGGGGGCUGUGGACCGCAGGUCUGUUGUAAAACUGAAUCUGGGUCAUUAAAGUAGUAAAUCCUCCAGUCCGACAGCAUGGAUCCGCUGGGCCGGUCCGGAGGGGAGAUUCAGCGCAGAAACCCGCAGCACGACUUUGAGCUGAUCCAGAGAGUUGGCAGCGGGACCUAUGGAGAUGUGUAUAAGGCUCGUAAUAUCUCUACUGGAGAGCUUGCAGCAGUGAAGAUCAUCAAACUUGAGCCCGGUGAUGAUUUCUCAAUCAUCCAGCAAGAGAUUUUUAUGGUGAAGGAAUGCACCCAUCACAACAUUGUGGCUUACUUUGGCAGCUACCUCUGCCGUGAGAAGUUGUGGAUUUGUAUGGAAUACUGCGGUGGAGGAUCCUUACAAGACAUUUAUCAUGUUACAGGUCCGCUCUCUGAACUUCAGAUCGCCUAUGUGUGCAGAGAGACGUUACAGGGUCUCGCUUAUCUGCACUCCAAAGGCAAGAUGCACAGAGACAUCAAGGGGGCAAAUAUUCUGCUCACAGACAAUGGAGAUGUCAAAUUAGCGGACUUUGGAGUGGCUGCUAAAAUAACAGCCACUAUGGCAAAAAGGAAAUCCUUCAUUGGGACGCCCUACUGGAUGGCUCCAGAGGUGGCGGCGGUGGAGAAGAAUGGAGGUUAUAAUCAUCUGUGUGAUAUCUGGGCUGUUGGAAUCACAUCCAUAGAACUGGCAGAACUACAGCCUCCCAUGUUUGACCUCCAUCCCAUGAGGGCUUUAUUUCUGAUGUCUAAAAGCAACUUCCAGCCACCCAAGCUAAAGGACAAGACCAAAUGGUCUACAGCCUUCCAUAAUUUUGUUAAAAUUUCCCUCACAAAAAACCCGAAGAAGAGGCCAACAGCUGAGAAGCUGCUCUCGCACUUACUUGUGGCUCAGACAGGUUUGACUCGACGGUUAGCUUUAGAGCUACUUGAUAAGAUGAACAACCCAGAUAAUCAUCAAUCUCACUUCAGCCAGGGAGAUGAAGAUGACUUGGAGCCGCUUGCAGAGCGCCACACCAUCCGCUCGUCCCACAACAGGAGCUCUCGUGCUGAAAGGACCCAGUCUCAGAUCAACUUUGAUAGGCUUCAGUUUGAGCCCCCCUUGAGGAAGGAGACUGAAGCAAGUGCUGAGAUGGAUGUAACAAAGGACAAUGAUUUCUCCUCCCCCUGGAGCCCGUUCACAGAAGGCCCCAUCACCUCCAGAGGGCACUUGGCUCCAUUAGAAGAUGCUUUUGAGGAUGUUGAUCUUUCAACUCUUAAACAGGGAGUGCCACCACCACUUCCUCCUAAGCCCUCUCAGGCUCGGUCGAGCAGUGUGUCCGAUGAGUUUGGUUUGAGCGACGGGGCUCAGACGGUGCGGAGGUUCACGGGCUCUGAUAACGGGCCUCUACCAGUGUCUCGCAGACAGAGCACACCUGAGGGAGGAAGUAACGCAGAUCACACCCACUCAGACUACAUGUCUGUGAGCGUCAGCAGCCCAGGGCUGCUCUCACACACUGCUGACCACGAGGAAGACUCGGACGAAAGCGUGAAUGGAGAUGUUUCAAAAUCACCUCCCGGUCGCCCCCAGAGGAAAGAGAGAAAAGAUUUUCCUAAACCUGCUAUUAACGGCCUGCCGCCCACUCCUAAAGUCCUGAUGGGAGCCUGUUUCUCAAAGGUUUUUGAUGGUUGUCCUCUUAAAAUUAACUGUGCCACUUCAUGGAUUCACCCAGAUACUAAAGACCAGUAUCUGAUAUUUGGCACUGAAGACGGAAUCUACACUCUGAACCUAAAUGAGCUACAUGAAGCCACCAUGGAGCAGUUGUUUCCACGGCGAUGCACGUGGCUGUACAUAAUCAAUAAUAAUCUGAUGUCAUUAUCGGAAGGGAAGACAUUCCAGUUGUAUUCCCAUAAUCUGAUUGGGCUGUUUGAACAGCUCAGGAAACCUGGACUGGCCACUCAGUUCCACACCCACAGAUUCCCUGACAGGAUACUGCCCAGGAGAUUUGCUCUCACCACCAAGAUCCCUGACACCAAGGGAUGCCACAAGUGUUGCAUCGUGCGGAAUCCGUACACAGGUCACAAGUAUCUCUGUGGAGCUUUGCAGUCUGGGAUUGUUUUGCUGCAGUGGUACGAACCCAUGCAGAGAUUCAUGCUUAUAAAGCACUUUGAUUUCCCUUUACCAAGUCCGCUGCGUGUGUUUGAGAUGCUGGUGGUCCCUGAGCAGGAGUUUCCUCUGGUGUGUGUGGCGGUCAGUCAGGGCACAGAGCCGGGACAGGUGGUUCGCUUCCAGACCAUCAACCUCAAUUCCUGCUCAUCCUGGUUCACUGAGAUCGGCUCAGGUGGUAACCAGGUCGAUGCGAUCCACGUGACACAGUUAGAGAGAGACACCGUGCUCGUGUGCCUGGACAAGAACGUAAAAAUAGUGAACUUGCAGGGAAAGCUAAAGUCUAAUAAGAAACUGGCGUCUGAGCUAAGCUUCGAUUUCUGUGUCGACUCCGUAGUGUGUCUCCAGGACAGUGUUCUGGCCUUCUGGAAACAUGGGAUGCAAGGGAAGAACUUCAAAUCAAACGAGGUGACACAGGAGAUUUCAGACCCAAGCAGAGUGUUCAGACUCCUGGGAUCAGACAGGGUUGUUGUUUUGGAGAGCCGGCCUACAGAUAACCCUACUGCUCUCAGUAACCUCUACAUCCUGGCUGGACAUGAGAACAGUUAUUAGCUCCGCCUCCUUCAGCCGUUCAGGCCCGUUGCACCUGGAGCCAUUGCAGUACCCAUGAUGCAUUCGUUUCGGAACGGCAGCGAUGCUGGACAACCACAGCUGAACUGAUGAGCAGACUGUGUUUAGUGCUAAAUCUCACUGCAGCCUUAUGCCAUACGCUGCCCACCGCCAGAGACAGCCAGACUUCUCGCCACUUCAGGCAUCCAAAAUCAAACAUCAUGCAGUUCUACAGCAGCCAGUCAGAUUUUUGUAAAUCAAGCAAGCAAUCGCCAGAACUGCAAACAAUAGUGCUGUGUUAAAUACCUGUUUUUUAAACCCUAUUAAAUAUUGUAAUCAUUCUAAACAUUUAAAAAAACAUUAAAGCUGCAAAGAUAGAACAUUGAGCAAAACGCAUUGCUGCUCAAAACGUGCCAUAUAAGGGAACGGUUUUAUUAAAUGUAACUAAUUUCGGAGGUUUUGUGUUAAUUGUAGAUUUAAAAUGUCAGGUUUUGAUGCCGGCUAAUGUGGAGAGUUUUGGGAGAAUGAGUGAGUGUUAUUUAUUCAGCUGAGUCAUGAGAGUGAAGCAUCUCGCCCUUAUGUUACUGAGUGAAUAUUUUUCUGCUGCAGGUCAUUUUCUCUCUGUUUGUUAUAGCUCUUUUAUUUUCUCCAGCUGAGUAAUAUUUUAAAAUGUUCAGUUAUCUCUUUUUAAAAGUAACUUUAAUUCAAUACUUGCACCGUGUAAGCACUUUUGUACAUGUUCUUUUUGUAUUUAAAAAUGACAAAACAUGGGAGAUGUGAGGUUACUGUGAUAUCUCAAGUGUUUCCGUUGCUUUAGUGUUAAUGUAUGCAGCUUUUGUAAUAAAAAGGCAGUUGUUAACACUU
This is a messenger RNA of Onychostoma macrolepis, 3775 nucleotides long. It is a transcript of the gene map4k5, whose product is annotated as mitogen-activated protein kinase kinase kinase kinase 5. Bases 275 to 2914 code for a protein of 879 amino acids. The transcript is spliced from 33 exons. Gene Ontology annotation, molecular function: MAP kinase kinase kinase kinase activity; ATP binding. NCBI's taxonomy places the organism in Eukaryota, Metazoa, Chordata, Actinopteri, Cypriniformes, Cyprinidae. Gene Ontology annotation, biological process: protein phosphorylation. The record is from RefSeq and is a predicted model, not a curated record.